UGCCUCGCAGGCGAGAGUGCUACCAGCUGAGCAAGGCUGAUAUUGACAAAUCCGGUUAGAAUUCCCAUCGAGACACAGGAAUGCGGGCUCGGAGAUCGAUGGGACCGCAGUAGGGAAAGAGUGAGUUUUAAUUCCAUCCUUGGGCUCGGAAAAGAGGAGGGAGAGAGAGAGAGAGAGAGAGACAACAGCAGCUGACUGCCUGGUGAAUGGGAAAUGUCGAGGAGCCUCGGUGCCACAAUGAGCAAUGGCGCAGCUUUACUACAAAAAGGUCAACUACUCGCCCUACAUAGACCGUAUCCCGCUACAGAUUGUGCGGGCGGAGAACGAGCUGUCUCUGGAGGAGAAAGCUUACCUGAAUGCGGUGGAGAAAGGCGACUACGCCAGUGUCAAGCAGGGCCUGGAGGAGGCCGAGAUCUACUUCAACAUCAACAUCAACUGCACGGACCCUCUGGGCCGCAGUGCCCUCCUCAUCGCCAUCGAGAACGAGAACCUGGAGAUCAUGGAGCUGCUCCUCAGCUUCAGCGUGUACGUGGGCGAUGCACUGCUCUACGCUAUACGCAAGGAGGUGGUCGGGGCCGUGGAGCUGCUGUUGCGUUAUAGAAAGCCCAGCGGGGAAAAGCAGGUCCCUCCUUUACUGAUGGAUGCCCAGUUCUCGGAAUUCACUCCCGACAUCACGCCCAUCAUGCUCGCUGCCCACACCAACAACUACGAGAUUAUCAAGCUUCUGGUCCAGAGGGGGGUCUCCAUCCCUCGUCCCCACCAGGUGAGGUGCAACUGCGUGGAGUGUGUGUCCAGCUCGGAGGUGGACAGCCUCAGGCACUCACGCUCACGGCUGAACAUCUACCGGGCCCUGGCCAGCCCCUCGUUGAUCGCCUUGUCCAGUGAGGACCCCAUCCUCACCGCCUUUCAGCUGGGCUGGGAGCUGAAGGAGCUGAGCAAGGUGGAGAACGAGUUCAAGGCUGAGUACGAGGAGCUGUCCCAGCAGUGCAAGCGCUUUGCUAAAGAUCUGCUGGACCAGGCUCGCAGCUCCAGGGAACUGGAGAUCAUACUGAACCACAGAGAUGACCAAAGUGAUGAGUUGGACCUGCAGAAAUGCCACGAUCUCGCCAAACUGAAGCUGGCUAUCAAGUACCACCAGAAGGAGUUCGUGGCUCAGCCCAAUUGCCAGCAGCUGUUGGCCACCCUGUGGUACGAUGGGUUCCCAGGCUGGCGUCGCCGACACUGGGCUGUCAAGCUCCUCACCAGCUUCACCAUCGGCUUCCUGUUUCCGGUGCUUUCCACCGUGUACCUGGUGGUGCCGAAGAGCCGGCUGGGACUGUUCAUCAAGAAACCCUUCAUCAAAUUCAUCUGCCACACCGGCUCCUACCUGACCUUCCUCUUCCUCCUACUGUUGGCGUCUCAGCACAUCGCCAAGACGGACCUCCACAUGCAGGGCCCUCCCCCAACCAUUGUGGAGUGGUUGAUACUGCCGUGGGUUUUAGGUUUCAUUUGGGCCGAGAUCAAAGAGAUGUGGGAUGGCGGGUUCAACGAGUACAUCCACGACUGGUGGAAUCUCAUGGACUUUGCGAUGAACUCCUUGUAUCUGGCCACCAUCUCGCUCAAGAUUGUUGCUUACGUGAAGUAUAAUGGCUCCCGGCCACGGCAGGAGUGGGAGAUGUGGCACCCCACACUGAUUGCAGAAGCCUUCUUUGCGAUCGCCAACAUCUUCAGCUCUCUGCGCCUGAUCUCCCUGUUCACCGCCAACUCCCACCUGGGGCCGCUGCAGAUCUCCCUGGGCCGCAUGUUGCUGGACAUCCUCAAGUUCCUCUUCAUCUACUGCCUGGUGCUGCUGGCCUUUGCCAACGGACUCAACCAGCUGUACUUCUACUACGAGACCAGCGCUUCUGAAGAGCCGAAUAACUGCAAAGGCAUCCGGUGUGAGAAGCAGAACAACGCCUUCUCCACGCUGUUCGAGACCCUGCAGUCGCUCUUCUGGUCAAUCUUCGGGCUGUUGAACUUGUACGUGACUAACGUGAAGGCUCGGCACGAGUUCACAGAGUUUGUUGGGGCCACGAUGUUCGGGACUUACAACAUCAUCUCUCUGGUCGUCCUCCUCAACAUGCUGAUCGCCAUGAUGAACAACUCCUACAAGCUCAUUGCGGACCAUGCGGACAUUGAGUGGAAGUUUGCGCGGACGAAGCUGUGGAUGAGUUAUUUCGAUGAAGGAGCCACACUGCCGCCUCCGUUCAACAUCAUCCCCAGCCCCAAGUGCAUCUGGUACCUGGUCAAGUGGCUCCACGCUCAGGCCUGCCCCAAGAGGUGCUCCGAGGACGAGCAGAAGAAGCACGAGAACCUCCGAGAGUUCACAGAACGGCAUGCAGAUGACUUGAUCCAGAACCAACAUUACCAGGAGGUUAUUAAAAAUCUAGUCAAAAGAUACGUGGCAGCGAUGAUCAGAAGUGCCAAAACCGAUGAAGGGCUGACAGAAGAAAAUUUUAAGGAGCUGAAACAGGACAUUUCCAGUUUCCGCUAUGAGGUUCUGGACCUCUUGGGGAACAGAAAGUCCUCUCGCAGGACCUACUCGACUAGCAGUGAUGGGGUGCAGAUGGGGGAUAUGGAGGAGGGCGGAGCAGAGGAGAACAAGAUCGUGUCCUUCAGCCUGGCAGGAGAGGCCAGCGACAAGAGGCUGAAGAUGAACUCGUUCAGAGUUUCGGCCCUCAUCAAGUCGGUAUCGGGCAUCGCGCUCAGCGAGGACAGCUCCAAAAAUAACGGGCUGAGCAAGCAGUCGGCGGCAGUGAGGAACGGCAACUGCUUUCAGGGCAACAAGAAGGACUCGUUCAAGAGGUUGGGGCUGCUGUUCAGCAGGAUGAACGGGCAGCUGGCCGAGCCCAGCCCCGAGCCCGUGGCCACCGUCUCUGACGGUUUGGUGCAGGCACACGGCAUGUGGCAAGACUUCAAGUACUCGCAGAUCUCUAGCCCAGGCGAUGUGACCAGGAGUGAGGGCAGCCUGGACGCCGUGGGGCUCGUGCCUCAGGUCAUCAGAAAGAACGGAAUCGAUAGCCAUUGCCCUGCCAACCGUAGUGACUCCUUCCACUGUUCUUCCAAUAACUGUGCCUCCAACAACAAACUGAUCGACUCAGCCGAUGAUGUGUACAACUCGUGGGGCGAAGCCUGUGACCUGCUCAUGACCAGCUGGAAGGCUGGGCAGGAGGACUAUGUGACCACCCAGUUGUAACACACGCUCGUGUUCUCCCACCCACGCCCCCGGGUAUCAUUCCUGCUGUGGGAAACCUGGGACUGUUACCUAUAAGCAAUUAUUUUUAAAAACUUCCGUUAAACAUUUAAGUGUCACAGCUGAUGCACAAGCACGUGCUUCCUGUAGAUUAAAGGCCAAAAAACCCUUUGGUGUCGGGUGAAUCCGUAACUGAAGGACAUCAAUAAUAAUAAUAAUACAAUGAACAACUCCUACCAGCUCAUCG
Callorhinchus milii (elephant shark) is the source of this 3458-nucleotide messenger RNA. RefSeq names its product short transient receptor potential channel 5. Bases 245 to 3214 code for a protein of 989 amino acids. The record is from RefSeq and is a predicted model, not a curated record. Lineage: Eukaryota; Metazoa; Chordata; Chondrichthyes; Chimaeriformes; Callorhinchidae. Gene Ontology annotation, cellular component: cation channel complex; membrane. The transcript has 12 exons. Gene Ontology annotation, biological process: regulation of cytosolic calcium ion concentration; manganese ion transport; calcium ion transmembrane transport. Gene Ontology annotation, molecular function: inositol 1,4,5 trisphosphate binding; store-operated calcium channel activity; protein binding.